GGGCGGGACGCGCGAGGCAUGCCGGGAGGUGCAUUGCCCGCUAAGGGCGGGACACGCGGGGCACACCGGGAGGAGUGGCGGGAGCGCUGAGGGCGGGAGCGCUCGGGCUGGUCCCGGGGCUGAUCCCGAUCCCGGGGCCGCUGUCGCCGGUCGCGAUGCUCCGUCGGAAGCCGACGCGGCUGGAGCUGAAGCUGGACGACAUCGAGGAGUUCGAGAGCGUGCGGAAGGAGCUGGAGGGCCGCAGGAAGCAGCGCGACGAGGCGGAGGCGGCGGCGGGCGGGGAGGAGGCGGCGGCGCUCGCGCUGGGCACGGAGCACAAGAGCCGCGAGCAGCUCAUCAAUGAGCGCAUCGGUUCCUCCUUCCACCUCUGUGUCACCUCAGCUGCCCUGGUUUGUCACCCUGGGAAUGGAGCCCCAGGGACUGUUGCUGCUUGGAUCAAAAGUCACCAAGUAUUUCCUUAUGGAUGAAAAGCCCAAAGGCAGAGUGAUUUUUUCAGCACAUCCCUGGAUUUACCCCCAUCAGUGCCUGGGCUCUGGAAGGUGAGACUGGGGGCAGAGCCCCACAGAGGAGGGGACAGAGUGGCACAGAGUGUGGGGACCUGAAGGAACCAACUUAUAAAAUCUGAGCAGAUGGUGGUGUUUAGGAAACUGCUCCCUGCAGCCCUGGGACCUUCACCAGGACACUCACAGGGAAUUUAGGAGCUGUUUUCUAGAAUUUUCCAGGACAGCUCCAGUUCUGGUUUUUCAGUGUCCCAAGCAAUGCUCCAAACUGGAUUUUAGUUACACUCAGGCCUCACGUGUUGUAGAUGCCCCAAAUGUACAGAACUUAAAUGUUUAUUUUCUAGCUGGGAAGAGCCACAGCCUGGCCUGGAGCAGAGCUGCCUUUCCUGUCUGACACCACAUGGAAUGAUGGGGGGUUCUCUGCUGUCCUGGCAUUCCCAGCAGGGCCCAGUCUGAGAGGGCAACACCUCAGGAGGUUGUUACAGCUCCCUGAAUUCCUGUCCUGGAUUCUUCCCUGUCUAGGGAAGGCAGGUCUGUGAGACACCAACUCCUCUCUCCAUCACCUGCAAAGUGUGACUGGGCUGGAACAAACAGAAACUCAGCAUCAGUGACUUCCCACAUUCCCAUUCCAGCAGCUCCAGGGCGAAUUGCUCAGGCCCAGAGGACUCUGCUCCUCAUUCCCACCCCCUGAACAGGGACACUGGGCCCUGCUGCUCCCUCUGAGGAGGGCACUGAGGAUUGUCUCCAAAACACACCCCCACCCCAGUAAAAUGC
Messenger RNA from Chiroxiphia lanceolata (lance-tailed manakin), 1274 nucleotides. It is a transcript of the gene CDC26, whose product is annotated as cell division cycle 26. The transcript is spliced from 3 exons. Gene Ontology annotation, biological process: regulation of mitotic cell cycle; protein K11-linked ubiquitination; anaphase-promoting complex-dependent catabolic process. Gene Ontology annotation, cellular component: anaphase-promoting complex. The record is from RefSeq and is a predicted model, not a curated record. NCBI's taxonomy places the organism in Eukaryota, Metazoa, Chordata, Aves, Passeriformes, Pipridae. The coding region runs from base 156 to 467 and encodes 103 amino acids.